UGAAAAAAAAUGUCUGUAAUUAAUUAAGUUGUUUCUUUCUCUGAAAAAGCAAAAUUUAUGAAAGCUAGUGUCCCUUUCUCUCCCUCCCUCUGUGUAAUCACGUAAUUUCUGUCUGUCCAAGCCUCUGUUCUGUUUUUUAUUUAUUAAUUAAUGCCACUGAGCAAGGAACUCUCAAUUCUCAGUCUGGUUUCACGUCCCCAAUAACCAAAGAUUCUGUCAGUUUUUUUUUUUUUUUUCUUUCACUUGAUUGUUUUAUAUAUUUUUUCUUGUUUUUAGUACUGGGUUCCCUUGGUUUCUCCUAAGUAAUUAAUUUCUAUAUCUUUUUCUUCCUUUUCAAGACCCAUUUAGGAAAACUUUCCAAAGCAUCAUUGCUUUGUUGGGAUUUCCAAGUUCAGCUCCUGCAAUGGUUGGUUUGAUUCCUAAAAGACGAGCAGGUUGUUCGGGCUGCUUUGAAGUUUGAAACAAUCCAUCUUUAUGAGUGUUUUAUGAAGAUUUUUGAGUUGAAAUUUUCGGUAGUUGAGGUUUUAUUGGCUGGUUGGUUUACAAAUUGAUAUUGCAGAAGAAAGUGCAGAUACGGAGGUUUCGUUCCGAAAAUAGAAAGAAAUUACAGAUGACUGACCUUCCUUAUUUCCUUAGUUGCUUUUUCCACCUCUACUAGUUGAAAGCUGGGUCAACAGGAAUGGAAAGGAACAUGGCUAUAACAAGUGAUGGGCUCUUCCGGGCAGUGCUGGUCAAGAGUUGCAGAGAAGAUUUUUAAGUAUUUAAAGCCCCAUAAUAUAGGCACAAAAUAAAGGAGGAAAGAAGAAGAUGCCAACAGUUUGGUUUGUUCUGAAGAGAUCCCUUCAUUGCAAAUCCGAGCCAUCAGAUGUUCACGACCCAAAAGCCAGGAGCCAUUUGAGCACCUUCUUGACAAGAAAAACAGGGAGGUCCGGCUGUUCAAGAUCCAUAGCAAACCUGAAAGAUGUAAUCCAUGGGAGCAAGAGACACUUAGAGAAGCCUCCGAGCUGCAGUCCGAGAUCCAUAGGAAGUAGUGAAUUUCUCAACCCAAUAACCCAUGAAGUGAUUCUCAGUAAUUCGACCUGUGAGCUUAAGAUUACUGGUUUUGGGGGUUUACAUGAAGUUGCGGGUGGUGGGCUUGGUGGCGAUGGCUCAACAUUUGUGGGCACACUUCGGCCUGGAACGCCCGGGCCUGGAGGGCACCACACAAUGCACUAUUACAACCCUUCGCUUAAGAGCUCUGCAACCCCUCCAAGGAAGUCUCCUGGGUUUCUCUCUGAUAGAGGUGGUUCCAUAUUUGGAGGCUCCGCUAUAUUUGGUGGCGGGGAUGGUGGUGGUAUUCCUUCAAAUCCUAGGACUUCUCAUGAGGUAGAUUCUCAUGGUUCUUCUACUGUGACCUGCCACAAAUGUGGAGAGCAGUUCGGCAAGUGGGAAACUCUAGAGGCUCAUCAUCUAUCCAAGCAUGCUGUCACUGAACUUGUUGAAGGAGACUCGUCUAGGAAGAUUGUAGAAAUUAUUUGCCGGACAAGCUGGUUAAAAUCUGAAAACAAUUGUGGGCGGAUUGAGAGGGUUCUGAAGGUCCAUAACAUGCAAAAGACCCUUGCUCGUUUUGAAGAAUACAGGGAAAUGGUGAAGAUGAAGGCCAGCAAACUCCCCAAGAAACACCCUCGUUGCCUAGCGGAUGGAAAUGAACUUCUAAGGUUCUAUGGCACGACAGUGGCAUGCUCCCUCGGCAUGAAUGGCUCCUCCAACCUCUGUAUGUUGGAGAAAUGCAGUGUGUGUCGGAUUAUCAGACAUGGGUUUUCCACUAAGAAGGAGCUCAAGGGAGGGAUUGGUGUGUUCACAACUUCAACAAGUGGAAGAGCCUUUGAGUCCAUCCAACUCUAUGAAGAUGAUCCAUCUGUGAAGAAGGCUCUAAUAGUUUGUCGAGUUAUUGCCGGAAGGGUCCAUAGACCAUUGGAGAACUUCCAAGAACUGGCAGGCCAAACUGGGUUUGAUUCAUUGGCUGGGAAAGUUGGCCUUUAUUCAAAUAUCGAAGAGCUCUAUUUACUGAAUCCUAGAGCUCUUCUCCCUUGCUUUGUGGUAAUAUGCAGACACUGAGAGAUCAAAAGACUUCCUUACCUUACCAGCUUGUGAAAGGUUUGUGAAAUUCUUUUUCCCCAUUUUUGUCAUUAUCCUUCUUUCAUGGUUUGAUCAAGGUGCUUAAUUUUCUGUGCAGUCCUUUUUUUCUUAUAAAUUUUUUGCUUUAUAUAAUUACAAGAAUGCUGAUUCCUCUCCAUUCUAUCUACUACAUGGCUACAGAUCAAUAGGUUGCAGGUUUCUUCUUUAUGUUUGUAUCAGGCAUUUAGUAAUGCUUUCAUUUCUAUCACUUUCACAUACCCCAAAAAUGAAAAAAAAAAUACAAAGUUUAUCUUCGUUCGCUG
Nelumbo nucifera (sacred lotus) is the source of this 2420-nucleotide messenger RNA. RefSeq lists its product as uncharacterized. NCBI's taxonomy places the organism in Eukaryota, Viridiplantae, Streptophyta, Magnoliopsida, Proteales, Nelumbonaceae. The record is from RefSeq and is a predicted model, not a curated record.